AUGUAUCAUAUCAACAAUUGUGGCACUGACAGUUGUAUGAAUGGUGGAACCUGUAGAGAUGGGAUAAACUCGUACACCUGCGAUUGUGUUGCUGGCUUUACUGGAAGUAUUUGUUCGAUAGAUAUCAACGAUUGUGGUCCUGACAGUUGUUUGCAUGGUGGAACCUGUAGAGAUGAAAUAAACUCUUACACCUGCGAUUGUGUUCCCGGCUUUACUGGAAGUACUUGUUCAAUAGACAUCAACGAUUGUGGUCCUGACAGUUGCAUGAAUGGUGGAACCUGUAGAGAUGGGAUAAACUCUUACACCUGCGAUUGUGUUCUUGGCUUUACUGGGAGUAUUUGUUCGAUAGAUAUCAACGAUUGUGCACCUGACAGUUGUAUAAAUGGAGGAACGUGUAUAGAUGGAAUAAACUCUUACACCUGCGAUUGUGUCACUGGCUUCACGGGUGCACUUUGCUCAACAAAUAUUAACGAUUGUGGUCCUGACAGUUGUAUGAAUGGCGGAACCUGUAGAGAUGGAAUAAACGCUUACACCUGCGAUUGUGUUCUUGGCUUUACUGGGAGUAUUUGUUCGAUAGAUAUCAACAAUUGUGGUCCUGACAGUUGUCUGAAUGGUGGAACCUGUAGAGAUGGGAUAAACUCUUUCACCUGCGAUUGUGUUCUUGGCUUUACUGGGAGUAUUUGUUCGAUAGAUAUCAACGAGUGUAGUCAUGUUAGUUGUAUGAAUGGAGGAACCUGUAGAGAUGGAAUAAACUCUUACACCUGCGAUUGUGUUGCUGGCUUUACUGGGAGUAUUUGUUCGAUAGAUAUCAACGAUUGUGCACCUGACCGGUGUAUGAAUGGAGGAACGUGUAGAGAUGGAAUAUACUCUUACACCUGCGAUUGUGCUGCUGGCUUCACGGGUGCACUUUGCUCAACAAAUAUUAACGAUUGUGGUCCUGACAGUUGUAUGAAUGGCGGAACCUGUAGAGAUGGAAUAAACUCUUACAUCUGCGAUUGUGUUCUUGGCUUUACUGGGAGUAUUUGUUCGAUAGAUAUCAACAAUUGUGGUCCUGACAGUUGUCUGAAUGGUGGAACCUGUAGAGAUGGGAUAAACUCUUACACCUGCGAUUGUGUUCUUGGCUUUACUGGGAGUAUUUGUUCGAUAGAUAUCAACGAUUGUGCACCUGACAGUUGUAUAAAUGGAGGAACGUGUAUAGAUGGAAUAAACUCUUACACCUGCGAUUGUGUCACUGGCUUCACGGGUGCACUUUGCUCAACAAAUAUUAACGAUUGUGGUCCUGACAGUUGUAUGAAUGGCGGAACCUGUAGAGAUGGAAUAAACGCUUACACCUGCGAUUGUGUUCUUGGCUUUACUGGGAGUAUUUGUUCGAUAGAUAUCAACAAUUGUGGUCCUGACAGUUGUCUGAAUGGUGGAACCUGUAGAGAUGGGAUAAACUCUUUCACCUGCGAUUGUGUUCUUGGCUUUACUGGGAGUAUUUGUUCGAUAGAUAUCAACGAGUGUGGUCAUGUUAGUUGUAUGAAUGGAGGAACCUGUAGAGAUGGAAUAAACUCUUACACCUGCGAUUGUGUUGCUGGCUUUACUGGGAGUAUUUGUUCAAUAGAUAUCAACGAUUGUGCACCUGACCGGUGUAUGAAUGGAGGAACGUGUAGAGAUGGAAUAUACUCUUACACCUGCGAUUGUGCUGCUGGUUUCACGGGUGCACUUUGCUCAACAAAUAUUAACGAUUGUGGUCCUGACAGUUGUAUGAAUGGCGGAACCUGUAGAGAUGGAAUAAACUCUUACACCUGCGAUUGUGUUCUUGGCUUUACUGGGAGUAUUUGUUCGAUAGAUAUCAACAAUUGUGGUCCUGACAGUUGUCUGAAUGGUGGAACCUGUAGAGAUGGGAUAAACUCUUACACCUGCGAUUGUGUUCUUGGCUUUACUGGGAGUAUUUGUUCGAUAGAUAUCAACGAUUGUGCACCUGACAGUUGUAUAAAUGGAGGAACGUGUAUAGAUGGAAUAAACUCUUACACCUGCGAUUGUGUCACUGGCUUCACGGGUGUUACUAAGUCUGUCUUUACUACAUACAUCAACGAUUGUGUUCCUGACAGUUAUGGUGCAUCCUGUAGAAAUGGUAUAAAGUCUUUCACCUGCGAUUGUGUUAUUGGCUUUAUUGGAAGUAUUUGUUCAAUAGAUAUUAACGAUUGUGGUCCUGACAGUUGUAUGAAUGGCGGAACCUGUAGAGAUGGAAUAAACGCUUACACCUGCGAUUGUGUUCUUGGCUUUACUGGGAGUAUUUGUUCGAUAGAUAUCAACAAUUGUGGUCCUGACAGUUGUCUGAAUGGUGGAACCUGUAGAGAUGGGAUAAACUCUUUCACCUGCGAUUGUGUUCUUGGCUUUACUGGGAGUAUUUGUUCGAUAGAUAUCAACGAGUGUGGUCAUGUUAGUUGUAUGAAUGGAGGAACCUGUAGAGAUGGAAUAAACUCUUACACCUGCGAUUGUGUUGCUGGCUUUACUGGGAGUAUUUGUUCGAUAGAUAUCAACGAUUGUGCACCUGACCGGUGUAUGAAUGGAGGAACGUGUAGAGAUGGAAUAUACUCUUACACCUGCGAUUGUGCUGCUGGUUUCACGGGUGCACUUUGCUCAACAAAUAUUAACGAUUGUGGUCCUGACAGUUGUAUGAAUGGCGGAACCUGUAGAGAUGGAAUAAACUCUUACACCUGCGAUUGUGUUCUUGGCUUUACUGGGAGUAUUUGUUCGAUAGAUAUCAACAAUUGUGGUCCUGACAGUUGUCUGAAUGGUGGAACCUGUAGAGAUGGGAUAAACUCUUACACCUGCGAUUGUGUUCUUGGCUUUACUGGGAGUAUUUGUUCGAUAGAUAUCAACGAUUGUGCACCUGACAGUUGUAUAAAUGGAGGAACGUGUAUAGAUGGAAUAAACUCUUACACCUGCGAUUGUGUCACUGGCUUCACGGGUGCACUUUGCUCAACAAAUAUUAACGAUUGUGGUCCUGACAGUUGUAUGAAUGGCGGAACCUGUAGAGAUGGAAUAAACGCUUACACCUGCGAUUGUGUUCUUGGCUUUACUGGGAGUAUUUGUUCGAUAGAUAUCAACAAUUGUGGUCCUGACAGUUGUCUGAAUGGUGGAACCUGUAGAGAUGGGAUAAACUCUUUCACCUGCGAUUGUGUUCUUGGCUUUACUGGGAGUAUUUGUUCGAUAGAUAUCAACGAGUGUGGUCAUGUUAGUUGUAUGAAUGGAGGAACCUGUAGAGAUGGAAUAAACUCUUACACCUGCGAUUGUGUUGCUGGCUUUACUGGGAGUAUUUGUUCGAUAGAUAUCAACGAUUGUGCACCUGACCGGUGUAUGAAUGGAGGAACGUGUAGAGAUGGAAUAUACUCUUACACCUGCGAUUGUGCUGCUGGUUUCACGGGUGCACUUUGCUCAACAAAUAUUAACGAUUGUGGUCCUGACAGUUGUAUGAAUGGCGGAACCUGUAGAGAUGGAAUAAACUCUUACACCUGCGAUUGUGUUCUUGGCUUUACUGGGAGUAUUUGUUCGAUAGAUAUCAACAAUUGUGGUCCUGACAGUUGUCUGAAUGGUGGAACCUGUAGAGAUGGGAUAAACUCUUACACCUGCGAUUGUGUUCUUGGCUUUACUGGGAGUAUUUGUUCGAUAGAUAUCAACGAUUGUGCACCUGACAGUUGUAUAAAUGGAGGAACGUGUAUAGAUGGAAUAAACUCUUACACCUGCGAUUGUGUCACUGGCUUCACGGGUGCACUUUGCUCAACAAAUAUUAACGAUUGUGGUCCUGACAGUUGUAUGAAUGGCGGAACCUGUAGAGAUGGAAUAAACGCUUACACCUGCGAUUGUGUUCUUGGCUUUACUGGGAGUAUUUGUUCGAUAGAUAUCAACAAUUGUGGUCCUGACAGUUGUCUGAAUGGUGGAACCUGUAGAGAUGGGAUAAACUCUUUCACCUGCGAUUGUGUUCUUGGCUUUACUGGGAGUAUUUGUUCGAUAGAUAUCAACGAGUGUGGUCAUGUUAGUUGUAUGAAUGGAGGAACCUGUAGAGAUGGAAUAAACUCUUACACCUGCGAUUGUGUUGCUGGCUUUACUGGGAGUAUUUGUUCGAUAGAUAUCAACGAUUGUGCACCUGACCGGUGUAUGAAUGGAGGAACGUGUAGAGAUGGAAUAUACUCUUACACCUGCGAUUGUGCUGCUGGUUUCACGGGUGCACUUUGCUCAACAAAUAUUAACGAUUGUGGUCCUGACAGUUGUAUGAAUGGCGGAACCUGUAGAGAUGGAAUAAACUCUUACACCUGCGAUUGUGUUCUUGGCUUUACUGGGAGUAUUUGUUCGAUAGAUAUCAACAAUUGUGGUCCUGACAGUUGUCUGAAUGGUGGAACCUGUAGAGAUGGGAUAAACUCUUACACCUGCGAUUGUGUUCUUGGCUUUACUGGGAGUAUUUGUUCGAUAGAUAUCAACGAUUGUGCACCUGACAGUUGUAUAAAUGGAGGAACGUGUAUAGAUGGAAUAAACUCUUACACCUGCGAUUGUGUCACUGGCUUCACGGGUGCACUUUGCUCAACAAAUAUUAACGAUUGUGGUCCUGACAGUUGUAUGAAUGGCGGAACCUGUAGAGAUGGAAUAAACGCUUACACCUGCGAUUGUGUUCUUGGCUUUACUGGGAGUAUUUGUUCGAUAGAUAUCAACAAUUGUGGUCCUGACAGUUGUCUGAAUGGUGGAACCUGUAGAGAUGGGAUAAACUUUUACACCUGCGAUUGUGUUCUUGGCUUUACUGGGAGUAUUUGUUCGAUAGAUAUCAACGAUUGUGCACCUGACAGUUGUAUAAAUGGAGGAACGUGUAUAGAUGGAAUAAACUCUUACACCUGCGAUUGUGUCACUGGCUUCACGGGUGCACUUUGCUCAACAAAUAUUAACGAUUGUGGUCCUGACAGUUGUAUGAAUGGCGGAACCUGUAGAGAUGGAAUAAACGCUUACACCUGCGAUUGUGUUCUUGGCUUUACUGGGAGUAUUUGUUCGAUAGAUAUCAACAAUUGUGGUCCUGACAGUUGUCUGAAUGGUGGAACCUGUAGAGAUGGGAUAAACUCUUACACCUGCGAUUGUGUUCUUGGCUUUACUGGGAGUAUUUGUUCGAUAGAUAUCAACGAUUGUGCACCUGACAGUUGUAUAAAUGGAGGAACGUGUAUAGAUGGAAUAAACUCUUACACCUGCGAUUGUGUCACUGGCUUCACGGGUGCACUUUGCUCAACAAAUAUUAACGAUUGUGGUCCUGACAGUUGUAUGAAUGGCGGAACCUGUAGAGAUGGAAUAAACUCUUACACCUGCGAUUGUGUUCUUGGCUUUACUGGGAGUAUUUGUUCGAUAGAUAUCAACAAUUGUGGUCCUGACAGUUGUCUGAAUGGUGGAACCUGUAGAGAUGGGAUAAACUCUUACACCUGCGAUUGUGUUCUUGGCUUUACUGGGAGUAUUUGUUCGAUAGAUAUCAACGAUUGUGCACCUGACAGUUGUAUAAAUGGAGGAACGUGUAUAGAUGGAAUAAACUCUUACACCUGCGAUUGUGUCACUGGCUUCACGGGUGCACUUUGCUCAACAAAUAUUAACGAUUGUGGUCCUGACAGUUGUAUGAAUGGCGGAACCUGUAGAGAUGGAAUAAACGCUUACACCUGCGAUUGUGUUCUUGGCUUUACUGGGAGUAUUUGUUCGAUAGAUAUCAACAAUUGUGGUCCUGACAGUUGUCUGAAUGGUGGAACCUGUAGAGAUGGGAUAAACUCUUACACCUGCGAUUGUGUUCUUGGCUUUACUGGGAGUAUUUGUUCGAUAGAUAUCAACGAUUGUGCACCUGACAGUUGUAUAAAUGGAGGAACGUGUAUAGAUGGAAUGAACUCUUACACCUGCGAUUGUGUCACUGGCUUCACGGGUGCACUUUGCUCAACAAAUAUUAACGAUUGUGGUCCUGACAGUUGUAUGAAUGGCGGAACCUGUAGAGAUGGAAUAAACUCUUACACCUGCGAUUGUGUUCUUGGCUUUACUGGGAGUAUUUGUUCGAUAGAUAUCAACAAUUGUGGUCCUGACAGUUGUCUGAAUGGUGGAACCUGUAGAGAUGGGAUAAACUCUUACACCUGCGAUUGUGUUCUUGGCUUUACUGGGAGUAUUUGUUCGAUAGAUAUCAACGAUUGUGCACCUGACAGUUGUAUAAAUGGAGGAACGUGUAUAGAUGGAAUGAACUCUUACACCUGCGAUUGUGUCACUGGCUUCACGGGUGCACUUUGCUCAACAAAUAUUAACGAUUGUGGUCCUGACAGUUGUAUGAAUGGCGGAACCUGUAGAGAUGGAAUAAACUCUUACACCUGCGAUUGUGUUCUUGGCUUUACUGGGAGUAUUUGUUCGAUAGAUAUCAACAAUUGUGGUCCUGACAGUUGUCUGAAUGGUGGAACCUGUAGAGAUGGGAUAAACUCUUACACCUGCGAUUGUGUUCUUGGCUUUACUGGGAGUAUUUGUUCGAUAGAUAUCAACGAUUGUGCACCUGACAGUUGUAUAAAUGGAGGAACGUGUAUAGAUGGAAUAAACUCUUACACCUGCGAUUGUGUCACUGGCUUCACGGGUGCACUUUGCUCAACAAAUAUUAACGAUUGUGGUCCUGACAGUUGUAUGAAUGGCGGAACCUGUAGAGAUGGAAUAAACGCUUACACCUGCGAUUGUGUUCUUGGCUUUACUGGGAGUAUUUGUUCGAUAGAUAUCAACAAUUGUGGUCCUGACAGUUGUCUGAAUGGUGGAACCUGUAGAGAUGGGAUAAACUCUUACACCUGCGAUUGUGUUCUUGGCUUUACUGGGAGUAUUUGUUCGAUAGAUAUCAACGAUUGUGCACCUGACAGUUGUAUAAAUGGAGGAACGUGUAUAGAUGGAAUAAACUCUUACACCUGCGAUUGUGUCACUGGCUUCACGGGUGCACUUUGCUCAACAAAUAUUAACGAUUGUGGUCCUGACAGUUGUAUGAAUGGCGGAACCUGUAGAGAUGGAAUAAACUCUUACACCUGCGAUUGUGUUCUUGGCUUUACUGGGAGUAUUUGUUCGAUAGAUAUCAACAAUUGUGGUCCUGACAGUUGUCUGAAUGGUGGAACCUGUAGAGAUGGGAUAAACUCUUACACCUGCGAUUGUGUUCUUGGCUUUACUGGGAGUAUUUGUUCGAUAGAUAUCAACGAUUGUGCACCUGACAGUUGUAUAAAUGGAGGAACGUGUAUAGAUGGAAUAAACUCUUACACCUGCGAUUGUGUCACUGGCUUCACGGGUGCACUUUGCUCAACAAACAUCAACGAUUGUGUUCCUGACAGUUAUGGUGCAUCCUGUAGAAAUGGUAUAAAGUCUUUCACCUGCGAUUGUGUUAUUGGCUUUAUUGGAAGUAUUUGUUCAAUAGAUAUUAACGAUUGUGGUCCUGACAGUUGUAUGAAUGGCGGAACCUGUAGAGAUGGAAUAAACGCUUACACCUGCGAUUGUGUUCUUGGCUUUACUGGGAGUAUUUGUUCGAUAGAUAUCAACAAUUGUGGUCCUGACAGUUGUCUGAAUGGUGGAACCUGUAGAGAUGGGAUAAACUCUUACACCUGCGAUUGUGUUCUUGGCUUUACUGGGAGUAUUUGUUCGAUAGAUAUCAACGAUUGUGCACCUGACAGUUGUAUAAAUGGAGGAACGUGUAUAGAUGGAAUAAACUCUUACACCUGCGAUUGUGUCACUGGCUUCACGGGUGCACUUUGCUCAACAAAUAUUAACGAUUGUGGUCCUGACAGUUGUAUGAAUGGCGGAACCUGUAGAGAUGGAAUAAACUCUUACACCUGCGAUUGUGUUCUUGGCUUUACUGGGAGUAUUUGUUCGAUAGAUAUCAACAAUUGUGGUCCUGACAGUUGUCUGAAUGGUGGAACCUGUAGAGAUGGGAUAAACUCUUACACCUGCGAUUGUGUUCUUGGCUUUACUGGGAGUAUUUGUUCGAUAGAUAUCAACGAUUGUGCACCUGACAGUUGUAUAAAUGGAGGAACGUGUAUAGAUGGAAUAAACUCUUACACCUGCGAUUGUGUCACUGGCUUCACGGGUGCACUUUGCUCAACAAAUAUUAACGAUUGUGGUCCUGACAGUUGUAUGAAUGGCGGAACCUGUAGAGAUGGAAUAAACGCUUACACCUGCGAUUGUGUUCUUGGCUUUACUGGGAGUAUUUGUUCGAUAGAUAUCAACAAUUGUGGUCCUGACAGUUGUCUGAAUGGUGGAACCUGUAGAGAUGGGAUAAACUCUUACACCUGCGAUUGUGUUCUUGGCUUUACUGGGAGUAUUUGUUCGAUAGAUAUCAACGAUUGUGCACCUGACAGUUGUAUAAAUGGAGGAACGUGUAUAGAUGGAAUAAACUCUUACACCUGCGAUUGUGUCACUGGCUUCACGGGUGCACUUUGCUCAACAAAUAUUAACGAUUGUGGUCCUGACAGUUGUAUGAAUGGCGGAACCUGUAGAGAUGGAAUAAACGCUUACACCUGCGAUUGUGUUCUUGGCUUUACUGGGAGUAUUUGUUCGAUAGAUAUCAACAAUUGUGGUCCUGACAGUUGUCUGAAUGGUGGAACCUGUAGAGAUGGGAUAAACUCUUACACCUGCGAUUGUGUUCUUGGCUUUACUGGGAGUAUUUGUUCGAUAGAUAUCAACGAUUGUGCACCUGACAGUUGUAUAAAUGGAGGAACGUGUAUAGAUGGAAUAAACUCUUACACCUGCGAUUGUGUCACUGGCUUCACGGGUGCACUUUGCUCAACAAAUAUUAACGAUUGUGGUCCUGACAGUUGUAUGAAUGGCGGAACCUGUAGAGAUGGAAUAAACGCUUACACCUGCGAUUGUGUUCUUGGCUUUACUGGGAGUAUUUGUUCGAUAGAUAUCAACGAUUGUGCACCUGACAGUUGUAUAAAUGGAGGAACGUGUAUAGAUGGAAUAAACUCUUACACCUGCGAUUGUGUCACUGGCUUCACGGGUGCACUUUGCUCAACAAAUAUUAACGAUUGUGGUCCUGACAGUUGUAUGAAUGGCGGAACCUGUAGAGAUGGAAUAAACGCUUACACCUGCGAUUGUGUUCUUGGCUUUACUGGGAGUAUUUGUUCGAUAGAUAUCAACAAUUGUGGUCCUGACAGUUGUCUGAAUGGUGGAUCCUGUAGAGAUGGGAUAAACUCUUACACCUGCGAUUGUGUUCUUGGCUUUACUGGGAGUAUUUGUUCGAUAGAUAUCAACGAUUGUGCACCUGACAGUUGUAUAAAUGGAGGAACGUGUAUAGAUGGAAUAAACUCUUACACCUGCGAUUGUGUCACUGGCUUCACGGGUGCACUUUGCUCAACAAAUAUUAACGAUUGUGGUCCUGACAGUUGUAUGAAUGGCGGAACCUGUAGAGAUGGAAUAAACGCUUACACCUGCGAUUGUGUUCUUGGCUUUACUGGGAGUAUUUGUUCGAUAGAUAUCAACAAUUGUGGUCCUGACAGUUGUCUGAAUGGUGGAACCUGUAGAGAUGGGAUAAACUCUUACACCUGCGAUUGUGUUCUUGGCUUUACUGGGAGUAUUUGUUCGAUAGAUAUCAACGAUUGUGCACCUGACAGUUGUAUAAAUGGAGGAACGUGUAUAGAUGGAAUAAACUCUUACACCUGCGAUUGUGUCACUGGCUUCACGGGUGCACUUUGCUCAACAAAUAUUAACGAUUGUGGUCCUGACAGUUGUAUGAAUGGCGGAACCUGUAGAGAUGGAAUAAACUCUUACACAUGCGAUUGUGUUCUUGGCUUUACUGGGAGUAUUUGUUCGAUAGAUAUCAACAAUUGUGAUCCUGACAGUUGUCUGAAUGGUGGAACCUGUAGAGAUGGGAUAAACUCUUACACCUGCGAUUGUGUUCUUGGCUUUACUGGGAGUAUUUGUUCGAUAGAUAUCAACGAUUGUGCACCUGACAGUUGUAUAAAUGGAGGAACGUGUAGAGAUGGAAUAAACUUUUACACGUGCGAUUGUGUCACUGGCUUCACGGGUGCACUUUGCUCAACAAAUAUUAACGAUUGUGGUCUUGACAGUUGUAUGAAUGGCGGAACCUGUAGAGAUGAAAUAAACUCUUACACCUGCGAUUGUGUUCUUGGCUUUACUGGGAGUACUUGCUCGAUAGUUACCAACGAGUGUGGUCCUGACAGUUGUAUGAACGGUGGAACCUGUAUAGAUGGAAUAAACUCUUACACCUGCGAUUGUGUUCUUGGCUUUACCGGGAGUACUUGUAAUACAAAUAUCAACGAUUGUGCACCUGACAGUUGUUUCAAUGGUGGAACCUGUAGAGAUGAAAUAAACUCUUACACCUGCGAGUGUCCUCCUGGCUUUACUGGGAGUAUUUGUUCGAUAGAUAUUGAUGAUUGUGUUCCUAACAGUUGUAUGAAUGGAGGAAUGUGUAGAGAUGGAAUAAAUUAUUUCACCUGCGAUUGUGUUGCUGGCUUCACAGGUUCACUUUGCUCAACAAAUAUCAACGAUUGUGACACUGACAGUUGUAUGAAUGGUGGAACCUGUAGAGAUGGAAUAAACACUUACACAUGCGAUUGUGCUCCUGGCUUUACUGGGAGUACUUGUUCGAUAUAUAUUGAUGAUUGUGUUCCUAACAGUUGUAUGAAUGGAGGAAUGUGUAGAGAUGGAAUAAAUUAUUUCACCUGCGAUUGUGUUGCUGGCUUCACAGGUUCACUUUGCUCAACAAAUAUCAACGAUUGUGACACUGACAGUUGUAUGAAUGGUGGAACCUGUAGAGAUGGAAUAAACACUUACACAUGCGAUUGUGCUCCUGGCUUUACUGGGAGUACUUGUUCGAUAUAUAUCAACGAUUGCAAUCCUGACAGUUGUAUGAAUGGAGGAACGUGUAGAGAUGGAAUAAACUCUUACACCUGCGAUUGUGUCACUGGCUUCACAGGUUCACUUUGCUCAACAAAUAUCAACGAUUGUGGUCCUGACAUUUGUAUAAAUGGUGGAACCUGUAGAGAUGGAAUAAACACUUACACCUGCGACUGUCCUCCUGGCUUCACUGGAAGUUUUUGUUCGAUAGAUAUCACCCGGUGUGAACCAAACCCGUGUAUGAAUGGUGCCACGUGUUUUUCUGGAAUAGAUGGUGUUCUGUGUAAAUGCAUUGAUGGAUACACCGGACCUCUUUGCACGACAGAUAUCAACGAAUGCGAGACAAAUCAGUGCCAGAAUGGAGGAACUUGUAGAGACGGAAUAAACACUUUCACGUGUGAAUGUGUACCCGGCUAUACUGGAAGUGUCUGCUCAAUAAAUAUUAACGACUGCCAUCCAUCACCUUGUAAAAAUGAAGGAACGUGUGUAGAUGGUAUCAACUCUUUCUCUUGUAUCUGCGUUACGGGAUAUACUGACAGCACAUGUUCUACGGCAAUCGAUCGUUGUUUCCACGAUGAUCCGUGUGGAGUGAAUGAAGUCUGCACUGACACGAAUUUGGUAGAAGGUGGCUAUUAUUGUAAUUGUUCUGAAGGCUUCUCACGAAGAAACGACAUCUGCAUGGUUUCUAUGGCUAUCGGCGGCUUCAUCAGACUAACCCGUCUCAACGGUCUAGUAAUUACUUUCACGGAAUCGCUAACUGAUCCACAAUCAGAAAAUUACCGCAAUCUUGAAAAAAAUAUUUUCAAAAUCCUCUAUGAUGCUUUGAUAAACAUCAUUAACGACAACGAAUGGGAUCUCUUCAUCACCGGAUUCUCGGCAGGAAGCAUCGUUGUCGAUUUUAAAGUAAUGAUCUUCAACCCGAACAGGGAUAACUUGAAGGAAAAAUCAACAGCAGUCGAAACUCUACUAGGGCUUCAACAACCAGGGGUUUGGGAAAGUGCAGAUGGUGCUGUCAAUCUAAACGUGGAGUCUAUAACUGUCUUCGGUGAUAUAUGUUUUGCUACUCCAUGUUUGAAUGGAUUGUGCGUUACGUCACCAGGGGAUAUCAACUACAUAUGCAUUUGCCACUACGGGUAUAUAGGGCUGCAUUGUGAAACAGAGAUAACUUGCAGUCUGCCGUCUCAUCCGAGGAGUCACGUUGUUAUGCCUCAAGACAUCUACAGAAGAGAAGAUCUUGUCAUUAUACAGUGCGACGAAACACAAGCAUCUGUUACAUGGCAAUGCAACGGAACUUCUGGAACUUGGGUGCAAUUGAGAGACCUCGACUGUUCCCCAGGAGGAUUACCAACUGUCAUUGUCAUUGUCAUCGUACUCGCAAGUGUGGGAGUAGCUUUCGCCGUGAUAGCCGUUCUGUAUUGCAUUUUCAAGCGGCUGUGUCAUUCAUCACGGGACAGAAGUGAUCGUGAUGAAAGACAGCAAAGAACAUUGAACGUACCUAUGAGCAAUGUUCAUUGGCAAGAAUCUAGGCAAGUUUCUCUAACGUUAUAUCUUUUUAGAUGA
Molecule: messenger RNA, 12411 nt
Organism: Lytechinus pictus (painted urchin)
Lineage: Eukaryota; Metazoa; Echinodermata; Echinoidea; Temnopleuroida; Toxopneustidae
Product: fibrillin-2-like
Exons: 109
Coding region: 1-12411 (4136 amino acids)
Biological process (GO): Notch signaling pathway
Molecular function (GO): calcium ion binding; Notch binding
Source: RefSeq, a predicted model, not a curated record